ACCCGCGCCUCUUCCCCCGCCCACACCCUCUCCUCGCGUUCCCACCCCUUCCGCGCGCCCGCUCCCCGCACCCCUUCUCCGCGCAUCACAGCCUCUCCCUGCGUCUACCCCUUACCUGUGCCCUCUCUCCGCGCUCUCAACCCGCGUCCCCCCUUUCCCGCACCCUCAGCCCUUUCCCGCGCGUCACCCUGGCCCCGCGCCCCACCGUCUGUCUCCCCACGUCCGCCCCUGAGCCCUUCUCCGCGCCCCACGCUCUCACCAAGCCUGAGCCCCGGCCCGGCCCGCAUCCCCUGCCCAGCAACCAGGCCCCCUUUUGGCGGCGGCGGCGGCGGAGGAGGCCUACGGCUUGCCUAGCUGGCGACCGAGCUCGCGACCGGGGCCGCAGGCCGAGCGGGCUGAGUGGCUGUUCCCUGGCUUGAACUCCUAGUUGGCCGGGUCGGGGUCUUCAUCUUUCAGCCCCAAGUUAGUCGCAUGCCUUUGAAAAGCGCCGUCAGGCUCCACCGCCAUGAAGGUGAAGAUUAAGUGUUGGAAUGGCGUGGCCACUUGGCUCUGGGUGGCGAACGACGAGAACUGUGGCAUCUGCCGGAUGGCUUUUAAUGGCUGCUGCCCAGACUGCAAGGUGCCGGGCGACGACUGUCCCCUGGUGUGGGGCCAGUGCUCGCACUGCUUCCACAUGCACUGCAUCCUCAAGUGGCUCAACGCGCAGCAGGUGCAGCAGCACUGCCCCAUGUGCCGCCAGGAGUGGAAGUUCAAGGAGUGACGCGGCCCCUCCGGGCUGUGACUGGGUUGACGCGAGGACUGGAGCUGCAUUUGUUUUCCAUCAAGUGUUGACACUUUUAUCCAAUA
Molecule: messenger RNA, 846 nt
Organism: Hyaena hyaena (striped hyena)
Lineage: Eukaryota; Metazoa; Chordata; Mammalia; Carnivora; Hyaenidae
Gene: ANAPC11
Product: anaphase promoting complex subunit 11
Exons: 3
Coding region: 506-760 (84 amino acids)
Biological process (GO): protein ubiquitination; anaphase-promoting complex-dependent catabolic process; positive regulation of mitotic metaphase/anaphase transition
Cellular component (GO): anaphase-promoting complex; nucleus
Molecular function (GO): ubiquitin protein ligase activity; zinc ion binding; cullin family protein binding
Source: RefSeq, a predicted model, not a curated record